Molecule: messenger RNA, 16170 nt
Organism: Lepisosteus oculatus (spotted gar)
Lineage: Eukaryota; Metazoa; Chordata; Actinopteri; Semionotiformes; Lepisosteidae
Gene: dnah5
Product: dynein, axonemal, heavy chain 5
Biological process (GO): microtubule-based movement
Cellular component (GO): axonemal dynein complex
Molecular function (GO): ATP hydrolysis activity; ATP binding; minus-end-directed microtubule motor activity
Source: RefSeq, a predicted model, not a curated record
UAUUGGAAUACAAUACAGGAUCACUUGAUUUUGUUGAUAGUGGGAAAGCAUGCUGAAAAGACGGUGUCGUCUCCAAGGAAACCAUUGACAACAACCUCGUGAGAAAGUACGAUCCAAGAGCAAGGAAACAAAACAAAUGCAGUUGCAUAUCCAUUUCCUUCCAAAUUGCACGUCGAUGAUCCUUAAAAAAUCCACCAGAAGACAAUGGAAAACCAAAGGAGGGCUAAAAGCGCCAAUCCUGCGUUCACGUAUUUUACAAAAAGUACCCCAAAUAAAAACGCAGAGUUGAACGCACGUUCGAUGAAAUCCAACUUCAAGAGCAGGCCAAAUCAACAUAUCGCCCCUGUGGAAAACAUAAAGGAAAUACAGCAAAAGCUUAAGGAGGAGCGGGAAGCAAAGCGCGCCCAGCUGGAUGGCAGGCAUGACUACGUGCUGGCGACUGUGGCGUCCUGCCUGGGCCUGGAGAGAGGAGACAUAGAGGACGCCAUUCUGGAGGGGACUCAGAUUGACCGCAUGGAUCGCUUUUUUGCUGCGGGGGGGCUUCCUCACAUUAUGUUUUAUUAUCAAGAUGUGGAGCCAGCAGAAGCUGCAUCAACAUCUGCUGCAGCCAGUUCAUCCGUAGGCAAAAACAAGAAGCCUAAAGUGUUUCUGACAGAAGGCAGAGAUGUGGCACUAAGUGGGGUGUGUGUCUUUUUCACAAGAGCCAACGUUUCCAAAGCCAUUACAUCAGAAAAUGUACACAGGGAUGUGAACUUCAACAUGCUGGACACAACAGAAGUUGGCCUGCUAAAGAGUGUGGAGCAACUGCUGUCUGAAAUCUUUAUUCCCACUCUGAAGAAGAUGAAUUAUGGCUGGGGAGAUUUAGCAAGCCCCCAGGCAGCAUCUGUCAGACAGGACUUCCUUAGUUCUCUUGACAGCUUUGUGGCUGUGCUUAUUGGGGCCCAAGAGAGCUUAAUGGAAAAGGUGAAUCUAAAAGAGUGUGAGACUUACGAUUUGAAAACUCUCAAAGGACCAUCCGACUUCAUUGCUGUAGCCAACAGCACAGAGGCUCUGGAAAAGAUCGAGGCGUGUAUAAAAGUGUGGAUCAAACAAAUAGAACAGGUCCUUGCAGAGAGUGACCAGCUGAGAAAGGAGGCGGAUGACCUUGGGCCGCGGGCAGAGCUGGACCACUGGAAGAAACGCAUGUCCAGGUUCAACUACUUGCUAGACCAGCUGAAGAGUCCAGAUGUCAAGGCAGUGUUAGGAGUGCUCACUGUGGCUAAAUCAAAGCUCCUCAAGACCUGGCGUGAGCUGGAUACUCGCAUCACAGACUCAGCCAAUGAAGCCAAGGACAAUGUGAAGUAUCUCUACACUCUGGAGAAAUUCUGCGAUCCUCUAUACAACAGUGACCCAGUUUCAAUGGUUGAGGCCAUCCCAGGUCUCAUUAAUGCCAUUCGUAUGAUUCACAGUAUUUCACGCUACUACAACACCUCUGAGAAGAUCACAUCUUUGUUUGUGAAGGUAACAAACCAAAUGAUAACCGCAUGCAAAGCCUAUAUUACACAAAAUGGAACUGCCACCAUAUGGGACCAGCCUCAAGAAAUCAUGGCAGAGAAACUCAAAGCUGCUGUUCGGUUAAAUGAGGAGUACCAGCACUGCUUCCACAAGACCAAGCAGAAACUGGAAGAGAGCCCCUCUGAGCGUCAGUUUGAUUUCAGCGAGAUGUACAUCUUUGGUAAAUUUGACACCUUUCAGCGCCGCCUCAACAAAAUCCUCGGCAUGUUUGACACCAUCAAAACAUACUCUGCCCUGCAGGACUCAAAAAUGGAAAGCUUAGAAACUAUGUCAACUAAGUUCCAGGGCAUUGUAUUGACUAUGAAGAAAAAGCAAUACAAUUUCUUAGAUCAGAGAAAAACUGAUUUUGACCAGGAUUAUGUUGACUUUUGCAAGAGUACAAAUGAUCUUCAUAAUCAAUUGAAGACUUUCAUGGAUACCUCAUUCGAAAAAAUACAGAAUACUCAGAGAGCCUUGAUUGUGCUGAAAAAAUUUGAAAGACUUGGCAUCCCAGACCUCGGCAUUGAUGAUAAGUACCAGAGAAUCCUUCAGAACUAUGGCCGUGACAUUGAGAUGGCAUCCAAGAUAUACACUAAGCAGAAGAAUGAGCCCCCCAUUGCACGAGACCUGCCCCCUGUCUCUGGGAGGAUCAUGUGGGCUCGUCAGCUGUUCCAUCGCAUACAGGAGCCCAUGGAUCUCUUCCAGCAGCAUCCCAGUGUUCUGCAGACUCCGGAAGCGAAGCGCAUCAUCCGCAACUACAAUAAAGUGGCCAAGGUGCUGCUGGAGUUCGAAGUCCUCUAUCACAGAGGGUGGCUCAGACAGAUCGAAACUGCUAAGGCAGGCCUGCAGGCGUCUUUGCUGGUGAAGUCCUCUGAAACUGGCGAGCUUUUUGUCAACUUUGACCCUCAGAUACUCACUUUAAUUCGGGAGACAGACUGCAUGAGCAGAAUGGGUUUGGAAAUUCCACCAUUUGCUGCAGCACUUCAACAGAAGCAAGACCUUUUGAAGAAGAACUGCAACAAAUUACAGAUGGUUCUUACGGAGAAUACCAGAGUGAGGUCCAAACUGCCCAGUGCCUUUAGGCAGCUUGCUGCAUCCCAUCUAGCUAAAGUGGAUGAAGCCAUCCAGCCAGGUUUAACUUCACUCAACUGGAGUUCUUUAAACAUUGAAAAAUAUUUAAAUGGAAUUAUUUCUGCACUUGCUGAAUUGGAGCUGCUGCUGGACCGUGUGAACGAUCUGGUGGAGUUCCGGAUUGAUGCGGUACUGCAGGAAAUGAGCACAGCACCGCUGUGUAAACUCCCAGACGAUGAACCCUUCACUUGUGAGGAGUUUGUCCAGAUGACUAAGGAGCUGUGCAUAAAGGGUGCUCAGAGGUUACAAACUAAAAGUUCCCUGGUAGAAGAAGCAGCCAAUGAACUUAUUAACAUGCUUCUGGAUUUUGAACCCCAAAACAAGGAAAGAGAGGAGAAACCCAAUGAUGAAAGCAGAGAUGAAAGUAAAAUUGCCAGUGAAGAGAGUGAAGAUGAAGAUGAUGGGAAAUCCGAAAACAGGCUUUUCUCUCGCAACACAAACCAAGGUAGCACAGGUCCCCCCUCUCCUUUGGCAAAGAAAAAGAAGAAAAACAUUGCAGAAAUCCUGGAGGAAGAGGCACAUGAGCUGCUCUCCCAUUUCAACCACCGCAACGUGGAAGCGCUGCUCAGAGUCACCCGCAACUCACUGGAGACUCUCCGCAAGCGCAUCCACAUCUCCUCCAUCAUUCACUUUCUGGAAGGCGAUUCUUCAAACAAACAGAAAAGCACUGGACAGCCCAUCUUCAGAACAAACAUCACCUUGUCCAUCCCAAACAUCACCAUGGUCCCCGCACUGGAUGAGGUGCAGCAGGCCCUGAACAGGGUGGUCGAGUACAUUGUUAGUGUCAGCAAGGGGGUUGGCCAGUGGAGCAAAGAAAGAAUUUCCAAGCACAAGAUGAGUGAAAGGAGGAUUGCUGCUUUGAGGCGUGACAGCAGAGACAGCGACUCUGAGGAGGGGGACACCCUACAUAGAAGUGCCACUGAUGGCAGUACAUCUGACAUAUCAGUGUCUGUGAACCACACAUUCUGUUUUCAGUCCAGGAACUAUUACAAGACUGUGUCUGAAAAUAAAGAAAUUGUUAAACUGGUUUCUGUCCUGAGCACAUCCAUUAAUUCCACAAAAAAGGAAGUUAUGACAGCACUGGAACGCUUCAGUUGUUAUCACCACAUCUGGCAAAAGGAGAGAGAAGAAACCAUUCAGAAAUUCAUAAUGGGAAGCCCUCUUCUAUCAGAGUUUGAGUCACAGAUUCUGUACUACAGAGACUUAGAACUGGAGAUCAAUGCCGAGCCUGAGUUUGUUACUGUUGGAGCCCUAGCCCUUUACACAGAUGAACUGAAGUUGGCUCUGACGACAGAGACUAAGGCUUGGAUGGUAGACUUUGGGCGCCAUUGCAACAGGAAGUACAGGUCUGAGAUGGAUAACAUUUUUACUUUUGUGGAAGAGGCCAGCAAAAAACUGAACCGGCAGAUAAAGGAUUUAGAUGACAUCAGAAUAGCCAUGACAGCCUUAAAGGAGAUAAGAGAGCAUCAGAUUGCCAUUGAUUUUCAAGUCAGUCCUAUAGAGGAGUCUUAUGCCAUGCUCAAUAAGUAUGACCUCCUGGUAGCAAAAGAAGAGGUAGAGAAGGUGGACACAUUACGCUACACCUGGGAAAAGCUGUUGGUCAGGGGCACAGAGGUACAAAAUGAACUGGUGUCUCUACAACCCAACUUUAGAGGAGAGCUCAUCAGUAAUGUGCAGACCUUUGUGGAAGACUGUGAUCACUUUUAUAAGGAAUAUGAAAAGGAUGGUCCAAUGGUUGUUGGACUGGCACCUCAAGAUGCCAGUGACAGACUCAUCAUGUUUCAGAAUCGCUUUGACAAUCUGUAUCGCAAGUACAUCACCUACACUGGGGGUGAGGAGCUGUUUGGACUGCCAGUGACCCAGCACCCCCAGCUGCUGGAGAUAAAGAAACAGCUCACCCUGCUGCAGAAGCUGUAUGGCCUUUACAGCAAUGUCAUUGACACUGUGAACGGCUACUACGACAUCCUGUGGUCCGAUGUCAACAUUGAGAAGAUCAAUAAUGAGCUUUUAGAUUUUCAAACUCGGUGCCGCAAACUUCCUCGGGCACUUAAAGAGUGGCAGGCUUUCCUUGAUCUCAAGAAGACCAUUGACGACUUCAAUGAGUGCUGCCCCCUGCUGGAACUAAUGGCCAAUAAAGCCAUGAUGGCGCGACACUGGAAGAGGAUAACAGAAGUAACAGGGCACAGCUUUGAUGUAGAAAGCGACACUUUCAAGCUUAGAAAUAUAAUGGAAGCUCCUCUUUUAAAGUGUAAAGAAGAAAUAGAGGAUAUAUGUAUCAGUGCUGUCAAGGAACGGGAUAUUGAACAGAAGUUGAAGCAAGUGAUAGCAGAGUGGGACAACAAGACCUUCACAUUUGCAAACUUUAAAACCCGUGGUGAACUGCUGUUAAGAGGAGACAGUACAUCAGAGAUCAUUGCUAACAUGGAGGACAGCUUAAUGAUUUUAGGCUCAUUAAUGAGUAACAGAUACAACACUCCGUUUAAGGCACAGAUUCAGAAAUGGGUGCAAAACCUUUCAAACACCACUGACAUAAUAGAGAAUUGGAUGACAGUUCAAAAUCUCUGGAUUUAUUUGGAAGCUGUGUUUGUAGGUGGAGACAUAGCAAAGCAACUUCCUAAGGAGGCGAAAAGGUUCUCCAACAUUGACAAGUCAUGGGUAAAAAUAAUGACACGGGCUCACGAGAUGCCAAAUGUAGUACAAUGCUGUGUGGGAGAUGAAACUAUGGGGCAGCUGCUGCCACAUCUUUUGGAACAGUUAGAGAUUUGUCAGAAGUCUCUCACAGGCUACCUUGAAAAGAAACGUCUCCUGUUCCCCCGGUUUUUCUUUGUGUCUGAUCCUGCACUUCUUGAAAUUCUGGGGCAGGCUUCAGAUUCUCAUACAAUUCAGGCCCAUCUGUUGAAUGUCUUUGAUAACAUAAAAACGGUUAGAUUUCAUGAUAAGGUUUAUGACCGAAUCCUUGCCAUCUGUUCCCGGGAGGGAGAAACGGUUGAACUUGACAGGCCUGUGAUGGCCGAGGGCAAUGUGGAAAUAUGGCUCAAUGCUCUGCUCAAGGAAUCCCAGAGAUCCUUGCAUCUUGUAAUUAAACAAGCGGCUGUUAGUAUCCAGGAUUCCAGUUUUCAGCUCAUAGAAUUUCUCAACUAUUUCCCAGCUCAGAUUGGUUUGCUUGGGAUUCAAAUGAUCUGGACAAGAGAUUCAGAAGAGGCUUUAACUAAUGCUAGAUAUGACCGGAAGAUCAUGACAAAGACAAACCAGUCCUUCUUGGAGCUACUGAACACACUAAUUGAUAUGACAACAAAGGACCUCAGUCCAGUGGAGCGCAUAAAAUAUGAGACCCUCAUCACUAUACACGUGCACCAGAGGGAUAUCUUUGAUGACCUGUGUCGAUUGCAUAUCAAAAGCCCCAGUGACUUUGAAUGGCUGAAACAGUGCCGUUUCUAUUUCAAUGAAGACUCUGACAAGAUGCUCAUUAACAUCACGGAUGUUGGGUUUAUCUACCAAAACGAGUUCCUGGGCUGUACUGACAGACUGGUCAUUACUCCACUCACUGACAGGUGCUACAUCACCCUGGCUCAGGCUCUGGGCAUGAGUAUGGGAGGGGCCCCAGCAGGCCCUGCAGGCACCGGGAAGACAGAGACCACAAAGGACAUGGGCCGCUGUCUUGGGAAAUAUGUGGUUGUUUUCAACUGCUCUGACCAGAUGGACUUCAGAGGCCUUGGAAGAAUCUUCAAAGGACUUGCUCAGUCGGGUUCCUGGGGCUGCUUUGAUGAAUUCAACCGGAUUGACCUUCCAGUUCUGUCUGUUGCUGCCCAGCAGAUUGCCAUUGUUCUGACUUGCAAAAAGGAGCGCAAGAAGAACUUCGUUUUCACAGAUGGUGACAACGUUGAAAUGAACCCUGAAUUUGGAAUUUUCCUUACCAUGAACCCGGGAUAUGCUGGUCGUCAAGAGCUUCCUGAGAAUUUGAAGAUCAAUUUCCGCUCUGUUGCCAUGAUGGUUCCUGAUCGACAAAUCAUUAUUCGAGUCAAGCUGGCGAGCUGUGGGUUUAUUGACAAUAUUGAAUUGGCCAGGAAGUUCUUCACUUUAUACAAACUUUGUGAAGAGCAGCUCUCAAAGCAGGUGCAUUAUGAUUUUGGUCUUCGAAACAUUUUGUCUGUGUUGCGUACGCUGGGGGCAGCAAAACGAGCAAAUCCAAAUGACACCGAAUCUACGAUUGUCAUGCGUGUCCUGAGAGAUAUGAACUUGUCUAAAUUAAUUGAUGAAGAUGAGCCUCUCUUUUUGAGUCUAAUUGAAGAUCUAUUCCCUGGCAUCCAACUGGACAAAGCAGGCUACCCAGAACUGGAAACAGCUAUUGAUAGACAGGUUGCAGAAGCUGGUCUUAUUAGUCAUCCUCCUUGGAAACUCAAAGUCAUCCAGCUGUUUGAAACCCAGAGAGUCCGACAUGGGAUGAUGGCCUUGGGACCGAGCGGGGCUGGGAAAACCGCCUGCAUUCACACCUUGAUGAGAGCCAUGACAGAUUGCGGCCAGCCUCACCGGGAGAUGCGCAUGAACCCUAAGGCCAUCACUGCGCCUCAGAUGUUUGGCCGCCUGGACGUAGCCACUAAUGACUGGACUGAUGGCAUCUUCUCCACUUUAUGGAGGAAAACUCUGAGGGCAAAGAAAGGAGAGCACAUCUGGAUUGUCCUGGAUGGUCCUGUUGAUGCUAUUUGGAUUGAGAAUCUCAACUCGGUGUUGGAUGACAACAAAACCCUUACCUUGGCUAAUGGUGACCGUAUCCCUAUGGCCGCCAACUGCAAGAUUGUUUUUGAACCACACAAUAUUGACAAUGCCUCUCCAGCCACUGUGUCUCGUAAUGGCAUGGUCUUCAUGAGCUCUUCAGUUCUCAACUGGAGUCCCAUCCUAGAGGGCUGGUUGAAAAAACGGUCUCUACAGGAGGGAAAUGUUUUGAGGGAGCUAUACUCGUCAUCUUUCCUAGAACUCUUCAGAUUCAGUGUGCAAUCGUUGGAGUACAAGAUGGAGAUGUUGGAGGCCUUUGUAAUCAUGCAGAGCAUCAGUAUGCUUCAGGGCCUUAUUCCCCCAAAGGAGCAGGGAGGGGAGGUGACACGGGAGCACCUUGGACGUCUCUAUGUGUUUGCCCUCAUGUGGAGCGUCGGGGCUCUGCUGGAGCUGGAGGGCCGGAGGAAGCUGGAGACCUGGCUCAGGGGCCACAAGAAUAUCCGCCUCGACCUUCCCAGCAUCCCGGCGGGCAGCGAGGACACCAUGUUUGACUACCAUGUGACCUCUGAAGGCCAGUGGGUCCACUGGAACAUGCGUGUUGAGGAGUACAUCUAUCCCCCUGACAGCACUCCAGAGUAUGGCUCCAUUCUCGUUCCAAAUGUGGACAAUGUCAGGACCGACUUCCUCAUCCAGACAAUUGCCAAACAGGGCAAGGCUGUGCUGUUGAUCGGUGAACAGGGUACAGCUAAAACUGUUAUUAUUAAGGGAUACAUGUCAAAGUAUGAUCCGGAGUCUCACAUGGCCAAGAGUCUUAAUUUCUCUUCUGCAACCACCCCCCUGAUGUUCCAGCGUACUAUUGAGAGCUAUGUAGACAAGAGAAUGGGCACAACUUAUGGGCCUCCAGCAGGGAAGAAGAUGUCGAUCUUUAUUGAUGAUAUCAACAUGCCUGUUAUCAAUGAGUGGGGGGAUCAGGUGACAAAUGAAAUUGUCCGCCAAGUAAUGGAACAAAAUGGGUUUUAUAACCUGGAGAAGCCUGGGGAGUUCACUAAUAUAGUGGACAUCCAGUUUCUGGCUGCCAUGAUCCACCCUGGGGGAGGUCGCAAUGACAUUCCUCAAAGACUAAAGAGACAGUUCUCCAUCUUCAACUGCACCCUCCCCUCGAACUCCUCCAUUGACAAGAUUUUUGGAGUGAUUGGAGUUGGACACUAUUGCUCUCAUCGAGGCUUUUCAGAAGUAGUAAGAGGCACUGUAGCUAAGCUGGUGUCUUUGACACGCAAGCUGUGGCAGAUGACUAAAAUCAAAAUGCUCCCCACUCCAGCCAAAUUCCAUUACAUUUUCAACCUGAGGGACCUUUCCCGGAUUUGGCAAGGAAUGCUCAACACCACUUCUGAAGUUGUUAGUUCACAGGAUGUGGUUCUUCGGCUGUGGAAGCAUGAGUGUAAGCGAGUUAUUGCAGACCGUUUCACUGUUACUGAGGACGUGGCCUGGUUUGACAGAGCUCUGUCCAAGCUCAUGGAAGAGGAGCUGGGGGAGGAGGAUAAAGCUGUUGUCGAUCCUGCAGUAGAUGCCUAUUUUGUUGACUUCCUGAGAGAUGCACCAGAAGCUACUGGGGAAGAGCCUGAAGACGCAGAUUUUGAGAUGCCCAAAGUAUACGAACCCAUUGAGUCAUUUGAAAGCCUGAAGGAUCGCUUGAAUAUAUUCCUGGCUCAGUACAAUGAAAACAUCCGAGGAGCUGGAAUGGACAUGGUUUUCUUCCGGGACGCCAUGAUUCAUUUGGUGAAGGUGUCGCGGAUCAUCCGCACUCCCAGGGGAAAUGCGCUCCUCGUCGGGGUCGGUGGAUCUGGAAAGCAGAGCUUGACAAGACUAGCGUCUUUCAUCGCUGGCUACAGAACAUUUCAGAUCACUUUAACCAGAUCUUAUAACACCUCCAACCUGAUGGAGGACUUGAAAGUGUUAUAUAGGACAGCAGGUCAACAAGGCAAAGGCAUCAGCUUCAUCUUCACUGACAACGAGAUCAAGGAUGAGUCCUUCCUGGAGUACAUGAAUAAUGUUUUAUCAUCAGGAGAGGUAUCUAACCUGUUUGCACGCGAUGAAAUUGAUGAGAUCACUGGAGACCUCAUACCUAUCAUGAAAAAGGAAUUUCCAAGACGACCUCCAAGCAACGAGAAUCUAUAUGAGUACUUUAUGAGCCGGGUCCGUCAGAACCUUCAUGUGGUUCUGUGCUUUUCACCUGUAGGAGAGAAGUUCCGGAAUCGGGCUUUAAAAUUCCCUGCACUCAUUUCAGGCUGUACCAUGGAUUGGUUUAGUCGGUGGCCUAAAGAUGCUUUGAUUGCAGUGUCAGAGCACUUUCUGUCUACCUAUGACAUCGAUUGCACUGCCCAGGUGAAGGGAGAAGUGGUUCAGUGCAUGGGCUCCUUCCAGGAUGGUGUGGCCGAGAAAUGUGUGGAGUAUUUCCAGAGAUACCGACGCUCCACCCACGUCACUCCGAAGUCCUACCUGUCAUUCAUCCAGGGCUACAAAACCAUAUACAAAGAGAAACACUCAGAAGUGCAGACCUUAGCCAACAGAAUGAACACAGGCCUGCAGAAGCUGAAAGAGGCCUCUGAGUCUGUGGCUGCCCUCAGUAAGGAGCUGGAGGUGAAGGAAAAGGAACUACAAGUUGCCAAUGAGAAGGCAGACAUGGUGUUAAAAGAAGUUACAGUGAAGGCUCAGGCAGCUGAGAAAGUGAAGGUGGAAGUGCAGAAGGUGAAAGACAAGGCUCAGGCCAUUGUGGAUAGUAUCUUCGCUGACAAGGCCAUAGCCGAAGAGAAACUAGAAGCUGCCAAGCCAGCCCUGCAGGAGGCGGAGGCUGCUCUGCUGACCAUCAAGCCAUCUGACAUUGCGACAGUACGCACACUGGGAAGGCCCCCACACCUGAUCAUGCGCAUCAUGGACUGUGUGCUGCUGCUCUUCCAAAGGAGGGUUAACACUGUGAAGAUCGAUCCUGAGAAGAACUGCAUUAUUCCGUCCUGGCAGGAGUCACUCAAGCUCAUGACAGCAGGAAACUUCCUUGGAAGUCUACAGACAUUCCCCAAAGACACGAUUAAUGAAGAGGUGGUGGAGUUACUCCAUCCUUACUUUGAUCUGGCAGACUAUAACAUUGAAACAGCCAAGAGAGUCUGUGGGAAUGUGGCUGGCCUGUGCUCCUGGACUGAAGCUAUGGCUGCUUUCUUCUCCAUUAACAAGGAGGUGCUUCCUUUGAAGGCAAAUUUGGCAGUUCAGGAAAAUCGCCUUGCUAUAGCCAAUGCUGAUCUGCAGAAUGCACAAGCAGAGCUGGAUGCCAAGCAGGCCGAGCUAGAUGUUGUGCAAGCUGAGUAUGAGCAAGCAAUGAUGGAGAAACAGACCCUACUAGAGGAUGCAGACCGCUGCAGGCACAAAAUGCAAACAGCUUCAAGUUUAAUCAGUGGCCUUGCAGGAGAAAAAGCCAGGUGGACAGAGCAGAGCAAAGAGUUUGCUGCGCAGACCAAGCGGCUGGUUGGCGAUGUAUUGUUGGCUACUGCUUUCCUGUCAUACUCGGGUCCUUUCAAUCAAGAAUUCCGUAACUUGCUUUUAACCGACUGGCAGAAAGAAAUGAAGACGCGUCGAAUCCCUUUUGGAAACAACCUUAACCUCACUGAGAUGUUGAUCGAUGCACCGACUGUCAGUGAAUGGAACUUGCAAGGGCUGCCUAAUGAUGAUCUGUCCAUACAGAAUGGAAUUAUUGUCACUAAGGCUGCACGUUUUCCUUUGUUAAUUGACCCACAAACACAAGGCAAAAUAUGGAUCAAAAAUAAGGAAGCCAAGAAUGAACUGCAGAUAACUUCCCUCAACCAUAAGUACUUCAGGAAUCACCUGGAGGACAGCUUGUCCCUCGGCAGACCGAUGCUCAUUGAGGAUGUGGGAGAGGAGCUGGACCCCGCCCUGGACAACGUCCUGGAAAAAAAUUUCAUCAAAACAGGAUCGACAUACAAGGUAAAAGUAGGGGAUAAGGAAGUGGAUGUGAUGAGUGGUUUUCGACUUUAUGUCACAACUAAGUUACCCAACCCGGCGUACACCCCCGAGAUCAGCGCCCGCACAUCCAUCAUUGACUUUACUGUCACCAUGAAAGGACUGGAGGAUCAGCUUCUUGGCAGAGUCAUUCUUACUGAAAAACAGGAAUUGGAGAAAGAAAGAACAGACCUAAUGGAGGAUGUGACUUCAAACAAGCGCAAAAUGAAGGAGCUGGAGGACAACCUCCUCUUCCGUCUCACCAGCACCCAGGGGUCUCUGGUGGAUGACGAGAGUCUCAUCAUUGUUCUGAGCAACACGAAGAGGACGGCGGAGGAGGUUACACAGAAACUGCAGACUGCAGCCGAGACAGAGAUCCAAAUCAAUGCAGCUCGCGAGGAGUAUAGACCAGUUGCCACCAGGGGCAGCAUCUUGUAUUUCCUGAUCACAGAGAUGAGCAUGGUCAAUGUGAUGUACCAAACGUCCCUGCGCCAGUUCCUGGGGCUUUUUGACUUAUCUCUUGCCAGAUCAUCCAAAAGCCCAAUAACCAGCAAGAGGAUAGCUAACAUUAUUGAAUAUAUGACCUUCGAAGUACACAACUAUGCGGCACGGGGCCUAUAUGAAGAGCACAAAUUUCUUUUUACUCUGUUGUUGACUCUGAAGAUUGAUAUGCAAAGCAACAGAGUGAAACAUGAAGAGUUCCUCACCCUUAUCAAAGGUGGAGCUUCCUUAGAUCUGAAAGCUUGUCCUGCUAAGGCUGCCAAGUGGAUACUGGACAUGACCUGGCUGAAUCUGGUGGAGCUCAGUAAGCUUUGGCAGUUCUCUGAUAUUCUUGAUCAAAUUAGCAGAAAUGAAAAGCAAUGGAAAAACUGGUUUGAUAAAGAGGCCCCUGAAGAGGAAAGUAUCCCCAAUGCUUAUGACCAGGCUCUGGAUUGCUUCAGGCGACUUCUUUUGAUAAGGUCAUGGUGUCCUGACAGAACCAUCGCUCAGGCUCGCAAAUACAUAAUGGACUCCAUGGGACAGAAGUAUGCUGAGGGAGUUAUUCUGGACCUGGAAAACACCUGGGAGGAAUCAGGUCCUCGAAUCCCUCUGAUCUGCUUCUUGUCAAUGGGUUCCGAUCCCACAGAUUCCAUCAUUGCUCUGGGAAAGAGGCUGAAAAUAGAAACGCGCUAUGUGUCCAUGGGUCAAGGACAGGGAGUCCAUGCUCGAAAGCUGCUGCAGCAGACCAUGACCAAUGGUGGUUGGGCCCUUCUUCAGAAUUGUCACCUGGGACUUGAUUUCUUGGAUGAGCUGAUGGACACGAUCACUGAAACGGAGACAAUGCAUGAGACUUUUCGUCUAUGGAUGACCACUGAAGUCCAUAAGCAGUUCCCCAUUACUCUUCUACAGAUGUCAAUUAAGUUCACUAAUGAGCCACCUCAAGGACUAAAGGCUGGCCUCAAGAGAACAUACGGAGGCAUCAACCAGGACCUCUUGGAUGUCAGCAACAUGACUCAGUGGAAACCUAUGCUCUAUGCUGUGGCAUUCCUACAUUCCACUGUACAGGAGAGACGCAAGUUUGGACCACUGGGAUGGAACAUCCCAUAUGAGUUUAAUCAGGCAGAUUUUAACGCAACAGUGCAAUUUAUCCAAAACCACUUAGAUGACAUGGACAUAAAAAAGGGAGUAUCCUGGAACACAGUGCGCUAUAUGAUAGGAGAGAUCCAGUAUGGUGGCAGAGUGACUGAUGACUAUGAUAAGCGACUACUGAACACAUUUGCCAAAGUCUGGUUCAGUGAGAACAUGUUUGGAGCAGACUUCUUUUUCUACAAAGGCUAUAGUAUUCCCAAAUGUGUAAAUGUGGACCAGUAUCUUCAGUAUAUUCAGGGGUUACCCGUUUAUGACACUCCUGAGGUGUUUGGACUUCACCCCAAUGCUGACAUCACCUAUCAAAGCAAGCUGGCUAAAGAUGUGUUAGACACCAUCCUGAGCAUCCAGCCCAAAGACAGCUCCAGCGGGGGAGGGGAGACCAGAGAAGCCAUUGUGGGAAGACUGGCAGAUGACAUGCUGGAGAAGCUGCCACCAGACUAUGUCCCAUUUGAGGUGAGGGAAAGGCUUCAGAAGAUGGGCCCCUUGCAGCCGAUGAACAUCUUCCUGCGGCAGGAGAUUGACAGAAUGCAGAGGAUUAUCGUCCUGGUGCGAAACACUCUGACGGACCUUAAACUUGCCAUCGACGGGACCAUCAUCAUGAGCGAGAACCUUCGGGAUGCCUUAGACUGCAUGUAUGAUGCCAGAAUCCCAUCCCGCUGGAAAAAGGCAUCUUGGGCUUCCAGUACUCUGGGAUUCUGGUUUACAGAGCUGUUGGAAAGAAACCGUCAGUUCCAGUCCUGGAUUUUUGAGGGACGACCAAACUGCUUCUGGAUGACAGGGUUCUUUAACCCUCAAGGCUUUUUAACAGCAAUGAGACAGGAAAUCACCCGAGCAAACAAGGGCUGGGCUCUUGAUCGAAUGGUCCUGUGCAACGAGGUGACCAAAUGGAUGAAGGAUGACAUCACCCAGCCUCCCACUGAAGGUGUCUAUGUGUAUGGACUGUAUUUGGAGGGAGCAGGAUGGGACAGAAGGAACUGCAAACUCAUUGAAUCGAAACCUAAAGCGUUGUUUGAGAUGAUGCCUGUCAUCAGGAUCUAUGCAGAAAACAAUGGUUUAAAGGAUCCCCGCUUGUAUACUUGUCCAAUAUAUAAGAAGCCUGUGAGGACAGACCUGAAUUACAUUGCUGCUGUGGAGCUCCGAACAGUCCAGCCCCCAGAACACUGGAUCCUGCGUGGGGUUGCACUGCUGUGUGAUGUGAAGUAAAAGUUAUAAAGCUCUGUUCCUUUGUCUUACUUGCAAAGGACAUGCAGGCAAAUGUUAAAAUUCAACUACAAUGCAUAUUUGACUCUUUCUCCAUAAAACCAAAGUCUGUGGUAUGUUAAUUGCAUAAUGUACUUGUACAGUGUGUACUGUUUAUUUUAUAUAGAACAUGAAAGGAGUAAAAAAUCCAAGUAUAUUUUGAACUUGCCUACUGUAUUAAGUCUAUUUUACUGAAUACAACUUCAUUUGUACACCUUAAAAAAUAAACUUCCUUGUUUGGUUCAUGUCAAAUAAUCCUUCAGAUAUUUCUAAACAAAAUGUGCACGUUAAAGAUUUUAAAGCAUAUUCAGUAUGGUUAAGAUCAAGGAUAUUCUGGCAGUGGAAUGAGGUACUCAGUGCUGAUGUUUUUUCCACCCUGGAAUUUCUAACUUCCUAAGUCAAAUACUUAUGUGGUUGUGAUUUACCAUCUACAGAUUGUGGAUUUGUGACAGAUUUAAAAAUCUUUACAAAUAUUGCAGGAUCCCGCAAUAUAUGACUGCACUUUGUGACACCUGACACUGACACUGAGCUUAUUUAAAACCGCACAGAAACUUUUCAGACAAGAGGAGGCCACUCAUCCCCAUUUAACUGAUUUUGAGUUUUGGUAGUUAAGCACUCUAUAUUUCAUCCAACUGUUUCCUGAAAGAAGAGAUGGCAUUGGCUUUGACAGUGUGGAUGUACAGUAUGUUCAAAACUUCAACCAACCUUUUUAUAAAGAGAAAACCUCCUGUUCUUAGUUAUAAAUGGCCUCCCCUUUAGUUUCCACUUUUGACAUCUGGUUCAUGUUUUAUUGGUGGUUUUGGAAUCAUGUCUCUUGUAGUCUUCUCUGUUUGAGAAUAAAAAGAUUUAUUUUUUUAGUCUGUUGGACUACGAUGUAAAUUUUGGGCCCUGGAAUGUACCAUGCUGCUUUUUUUAUCUGGGCAGAUUCUAUGCAGCAAUAUUUUUUGGGGGGUGGCUGGCAACACAAUGAUGUAAAAUAGCUUAAAUGGCCUUGUACAUUUGCCUUUCUUCCUGUUUCCCCAUAAGUAUAACAUGAAAAUGUUGUCAACAUUAUAGCCUAAGGCUUUUUCAUAGAUACCUUCUUUGAAUUCAUUAUUUCCCAGUUCAUAUUUUAGGUUGCUUUUGUCCUUCCAAGUAACACUGUGCAUGUGUGUGCAUUUAAAUGUCAUCUGCCAGCAUAGUUUGAAAUUAUGCCAGAAUCUACAUCAUUGAUGUAAAUCAGGAAGAACAGUGGUCCCAAUACAGGUCCCUGUGGUUCUCUGCUAUUUGCAUCACAUUUAUUGGAACAUUCACUCCUUAUUCGAUCUCCAUUUCAACAUUAAUCUGUUAUACCCUGAUACAUACAGAAAUGGUGAAGCGGUCCAAGACAGGGGACAGUAUUCAAGCACAUGUUCAGUGAGUAAACUCAAGCCAAAAUUUCAUCCAGAAUGAAUAGGUGCAACUCAAAAGUCCAGGCAAGCCCUGGGUAAGGCACCAAGGGGAAAGUACGAAGAGGUAUGGAAACAUCAGGAGCACAACGGGCAGGCAAGCAUGGUUGGUACACAAGAAGGUACGUAACAGGAGAACACGCAGACUAGUACAGAAACCUAGACUGAGCACAGGAGGAUGAGAAGGUAGCUCCUAAAUACUGGAAGGAAUUUGAGUUUGAUAGGUGGUACUGAUAGCCAGCCAUACCGUGUUGUUAUGUUUACUAAUUGAAGAUUAGCGUUAUUAGAAGUAAUCUUGUGUGAUUAUUCAUGGUCUGAUGAAUGGGGGUAUGACUAGCUUAUUUCAAAUUAAUGUGUCAUUACAUGACUACUACCUGCAAUUAAUCUUUUAUGAGGCCCAUAUUGUUUGCUCUAUCCAUUUCUGCUGUUGCUUGAUAAAAGAACUCAGAGACAUUAAUCAAGACCAACCUUUUCAAAAUUCACAGUGACUGUCCCU